This is a messenger RNA of Cloeon dipterum, 3135 nucleotides long. Its product is annotated as spermatogenesis-associated protein 20. Lineage: Eukaryota; Metazoa; Arthropoda; Insecta; Ephemeroptera; Baetidae. The record is from RefSeq and is a predicted model, not a curated record. Gene Ontology annotation, biological process: carbohydrate metabolic process. Bases 84 to 2657 code for a protein of 857 amino acids. The transcript has 13 exons.
CAUCCAACUUAUUCCAACGCGCCAUAAUGCAGUAAAUUUAUUUUUGCAAGAGGCGCAUGCGUUCAUCAAGCUGAACCUGUGUGAUGUCCCAAACACAGCUGGUAUACUAUACACUCCACUCCACACUGCUGAUCGUCAAAACAACGAACGAACACGUCUGGUGCCAAUUGAAGAAAGUCAACAGACGUUGCCACGGCGAGUGUUUUUCUCUGACGGAUGGUAUGUACGGCGCCCUGCGAGCUGCUAACACCUUCAGGGUUGCGGCCAAAAGUGUUUUGCAGUGCGAGGACCUAAUUCGAGCUAAGGUUCCUGCAGUGUCGUUCGUCGGCAAAGGUUCUUAUCUCCAGACUCCCCACAGGGCCGACUUCCACCAGUCAACAAGUAAAAAUUACAUCAACUGUUUGUGCAAAGAGGACAAGAAGACAAAUUUUGGAGUGAGAGAAAUGGCAACUGGCUCAACCAAAAAAAUGAAUCGGCUGGCUAAAGAAAAGUCUCCAUACUUGCUGCAGCAUGCAGCAAAUCCCGUUGACUGGUAUCCAUGGGGCGAGGAAGCCUUUGAAGAAGCACGCAAACAGGACAAGCUGAUUUUUCUCUCUGUGGGAUACUCUACUUGCCACUGGUGCCACGUCAUGGAGCAUGAAUCAUUUGAGAAUGAAGAAAUUGCACACAUCAUGAACGAUCAGUUUAUCAACAUCAAGGUGGACCGAGAAGAGCGGCCCGACGUUGACAGAGUUUACAUGACCUUUGUCCAGGAGUUCUGUGGGAACGGUGGGUGGCCGAUGAGCAUCUGGCUAACCCCAAACCUUUCGCCUGUCCACGGAGGCACUUAUUUCCCUCCAAAUGAUAGAUACUAUGGCCAAACUGGAUUUAAAUCCGUUUUGCUGGAGAUUAGCAAACAGUGGAGGGAAAAAAGAGAAUCUUUCUUGGAAUCAGGGUCUAAGAUAAUGGAGAUAUUGGAAAGGACGUCAAAAAUGGAAAUUUCGGACUCAGAAGAAAUUUCAUCUGCGAGCUGGAAAACGUGUUUGGAGCAACUCUCGUCUGGAUUUGAAGAUCAGUAUGGGGGCUUCAGCCAGGCGCCAAAGUUUCCUCAGCCAUCAAACUUCAACUUUUUGUUUCACGUUUUCUCUCGAAGCCCUUCAUCUCCUGAAGGAAGAAGUGCACUGAGCAUGAGUUUACACACUCUGAGAAUGAUGGCCAAAGGAGGUAUUCAUGACCACAUUUCUCAGGGAUUCGCUCGUUACUCAACUGAUGAAAGGUGGCAUGUUCCGCAUUUUGAAAAAAUGCUUUAUGACCAAGCGCAAUUGCUAGUUUCGUAUUCCCAAGCGUAUGUUGCGAGCAAAGACGAAUUCUUCCGCGACAUUAUAUACGACAUAUUCACCUACGUUUGCAGAGAUCUUAGUCACUCUUCUGGAGGUUUCUUCAGUGCUGAAGAUGCAGACUCGCUGCCAGGAUUUGACUCUCCAAAGAAAAGAGAAGGCGCCUUUUGUGUCUGGACACACGAAGAAGUUGAAUCAUUGCUGGAAUCAAGAUUUGCUAAAGAGGGCAGUGCGGUGACCUUGUUUGAACUUGCAUGUCAUCAUUACGAUAUCAGAAUGAAUGGAAAUGUAAAUCCUAAUCAGGAUCCUCAUGAUGAGUUGAAGAACCAGAAUGUGCUGAUAGUAAAUGGAAGUGAGGAAGAAACAGCAGAGAAGUUUGGAUUGACAGUUCAUGAGACGAAAAAUGCACUUAAAAUCAUCCAAAGCGUUCUGCAUGAAUCAAGACAGAAUCGCCCUAGGCCGCAUCUUGAUGACAAGUUGGUUGCAGCGUGGAAUGGAUUAAUGCUUUCUGGACUGAGCAAAGCCUUUGAAGCGACUGAUGAUGCCAGCAUUUUAGACAGAGCGAUCAGAGCAGCUAAUUUUUUGGAGGAGCACAUGUACAACAAAGAAACGGGCUCAUUACUCCGCUGUUGCUAUCAAGGCGAAAAGGGAGCUCUAUCUCAAACUGAGGAUCCGAUUUCUGGAUUUGCUGAUGACUAUUCUUAUGUGAUUCGAGGACUGCUUGACCUGUAUGAGGCCAGCGGCAACUCUAAAUGGCUCGCUUGGGCAAAUGAGCUGCAAGACAAGCAAGAUGAGAAGUUCUGGGAUGAUGAGGAUGCUGGCUAUUUCUCAACUGCCCAGGAUCCAAGCAUAUUACUGCGCCUCAAAGAAGGACAAGACGGUGCAGAGCCGAGCUGCAAUUCAGUUUCUGCAUCCAAUUUGAUCCGUCUCGCUGGAAUGCUGGAAAGAGAAGAUCUUGAAGACAGGGCCGAAAAGCUUCUGCUCGCUUUUAAGCAGAGAUUGGAGAAAAUUCCUGUGGCUCUUCCAGAAAUGAGCUCCUCCCUCCUACUGUACCAGGACUCUCCUACUCAGGUGGUUGUGACUGGCGAUCCAAGAAGCGAGAGUGCGCAGCGUCUUUUGGCAGAGAUCCGCUCUCGACUGAUUCCUGGCAGAGUUCUUGGCUACGCUGACGGUGACGAAGACGGCAUUUUGUAUCAGAAGAACCUAACCGUGAAAAAGAUGAAAGUCUUGAAAGAUGGUAAGGCGAGUGCUUACGUCUGUAAGAAUAGCACCUGUUCGUUGCCUGUCACCAAGCAGGAGCAACUUCAGCAGUUGCUUGAUGAGAGCGUCUCACUUCUUUAAAAUAAUACAACUGUUUCAAAGUCUGUUGCCAAACUGAAAAUAAUGAUAAACGAAUUAGAUUUGCACUAGGUAUAAGUAUGUGUGAAACCUGAAAAGACCAAGCUGGCUUGGUUUUUGUCAAAUCAAAAAAAGGAGGCUCAAUCCACGGGUGACUGUUGUUUUUUUGUAGGCAUUAGAACCGUCUAACUGAUAAAUGAAAGUACAAUACAAUUAUGUGCAACAAUUAUACCAAACUCAAUUAAAUACUCCUAAGAUUAUACCGAUAACAAUUUAUUUGACACCAUCUUGUGCUAAGUUUACUCACGAGAUAUAUUUUUGUCGAUUUUAGUGCUAUUUCUUAUCCACCUUAUACAUAUUUUCUUGCCAUGCUGAGUCCUAACAAUUAUGUGAUUGGAACUAACUUAUAUUGUAUUUUUUCUGAACGAUUGCACUGUUCUGUUAAAUGUUGAAGUCUUAAUAAAUGAUGUUUAACGCUUAA